This is a messenger RNA of Nematostella vectensis (starlet sea anemone), 1905 nucleotides long. RefSeq lists its product as uncharacterized. Gene Ontology annotation, biological process: nuclear migration along microtubule. Gene Ontology annotation, cellular component: nuclear membrane. Bases 206 to 1765 code for a protein of 519 amino acids. Gene Ontology annotation, molecular function: actin filament binding; lamin binding. The record is from RefSeq and is a predicted model, not a curated record. NCBI's taxonomy places the organism in Eukaryota, Metazoa, Cnidaria, Anthozoa, Actiniaria, Edwardsiidae. The transcript has 15 exons.
GCGCGCCUCGCUCUUCUUCUUUUGAGCGACUUGGUACGAGUCUGCUUCUACAAAGAGAGCAAAGAGAGUCUAUGGUAGCUGGGUCCCCGAACAGCCUGCAGCCUAGCACUUGCUUUUCAAGAUGGCGGCCGAUAAAAUAUUGUGUUCUGAUUCUAACUUGAAGCAGUCAAUCAUUUCUAUCGCUGGAAGAGCUUAGGGUCAUAUAAUGGGCUCCUCUUAUACUUACACAAGCGAUGUAGACGACAAUUUGCUCUUUCAGGAAAAUAGGCGUUAUUUGAAGACAGUUCCAUGCCAGACCAGCAAUUUCCGGGAACCGAGUAGUGGACUGCCCCUUUCUUAUGCUGCACCAGGAAUUUUUACAGGACAACACUCUCUUGCACAUCAGCCAGAGUUCUGUGCUAGUUGCAAAGCAAAGCAAUCCAUAAAAAUCAAACAACUCAAUUCUUUUGAGUCUUCUGGUAAGAGAGAUUUUUGUGAUGAGUUUGAGGAGUACAGAGCUUUAUUGGAUCUAACAUACGGACUGUGCCCAGCAUGUGAGUCGGUGCUGAAUAGUCAUCUGGCAAACCAAGAAAAGGAUUUACGCUGCAUUAUGUUAAAUAAUUAUCUUCAGCUUUCAAAAAUAACACCUUUACCCAAUAAGGGUAGCAACCGAAGAGAGUCGAGGAUGUCUCCAUGGACUAUAGUACUUCAGUUCUCCUCUCUUCUUUUUCUGACAUUGCUUUUAAAAGCAGAAAUUUGCAAGUGCAACCUUCUCUAUAAAGAAAAUGUUUUCACAUUAUCCAUUCAAAAUCUUCUGAGAAGACUUCAUGAUGGCUUGGAGGCAUGGUUACAUCAUUGGAAGCCAGGGAAAAGUAUUUAUUCCCCAGUGCUGUUUGAAAUUGUAACAGUCAUCUGUGCUGGUUACAGGAAAUGGGCAUUAAUGCAGACUUUCAUCCUAAGGAAUCCUCUUCAUCUUGUUUCCAUCAGUUUUAUUAUUCAAGUUGUCAACUUUGUUAGAUGGCAAACCAGGUUGGGGAUUGUGACUCUGGUGGUGUCUUUUUCUCUUGGUGUUUUAUUAUGUAGUGAAGCUGAUACAAUACAGACCAUAGGUCCUAUCCUCGCUUUAGUCUGCUGGGCUCUGAAUCUCAUCGCUUGUAUCUAUGCUGCCCUGCUGAAUUAUAGAAGCUCAAAAGUAGUGAAGAAAAAAAGGAUACGGUCUUGUCGAAGUAGUACGCCUUGCUCAACAGAUUCCUAUAAACAGGAAAACCAGUUCAGUGAGGAUUCUGAUGAUGAUGCUGAAGAUAAUCUUCCUAGUUAUUUUGACCACACCCUUAAUUGGUUAUCGCUAGACAUGUCAGACAGCCAAAAAGUACAAGCGAGGACCAGUAGUCCAGGCUCCUAUUGGUCUGGUGUGACCAUCCCUAUGAGCACUACACUACAAGACUCUACUCCAAGUCCUCUUGUAGCAACGGGUGAAAGGCCUCUCAUAGUUCCUGCUACCCUCAACCUCAGCAAUGGCAGCCUGUGCAGAGGAGGUCUAAAUCAAACUUCCCAUGCAAAUCACCAAAUGCAUGAUAUUAGCAUGGAGUCUCAAGGGGAGGAGGAAAAUGAGGAAAAAGGGCCCUUUCAAGCAUACCCUCAGAAAGACCAAUCUCCAAGAUGGAGUCCUGCUGGGAUUGUCUGCGGGAUGCUCUUCUCAUUAAAAUGUUUGCUUAUUAUUAGUUUGCUCUGUAACAUUGCCUUAAUUUUCUUGCUUGUAAAACAACUGCGCACAUCAGAUAAAUAAGCUACUCCUAAGUGAAGUUUUAUACAUGACGACUUUAAAAAGCUGCAGAGAUGUAGUUAUAUUACUAUAUAUUACUAAUAUUACUUAACAUUAUAAAAGAAUGUAAAUGUAUAUUUUUUCAAUAAAAUUAUUUAUAUUUC